AUGGCGUCCUCUUUGUUGGUGUCGACUUUGGCGAGAGCCGGAGGAGGCUCCAAUCAACCUUCGCAGUUGCAGCAGAGGAAUGGGUCUGAUCAACCUUCAAUCCGAUCAACCUUGGGUUUCGGGUUGAAUGGGUUUGGGUUUCGGCUCCGAUCAACCAUGAGAAUGAGAAAUAAAAAGAGCACAAAGCAAGUAAAUAGAUCUGGGUUUCGAGUUGAUGGUGGUUGGACUGUGAGAGAGAAGAAGAAGAAGAAGAAGAAGAGCGUCAGCCCAUUUUGGGCUCUCUCAAAAAAAGUAAACAAGACUGGACAGACUGUGAGAGAGGAGAAGAAGAAGAGCGUCAGCCCAUUUUGGGCUCUCUCUGUAGAGCUUUCAUUAGAGAAGGCAAAGGCUUUGACUGGUGUGCUGAAGGAGUUGUACUGUGCGAAUGUCAUUGGCAGUACUACAGAUUCUAAUAGAAACCUUGCUGGCAAUGUUCACAUGUGUGCUACUACAGAAAGAAUCUCUGCUGAUGCAAAGAGCUGGUUAGGAAUGGCAAGUGUAGCAGCGGGAAAAAAAAAAGGAGCUGCAUGGAAGACGUCAACAGCAAGAGGAAGAAGAGGAAGGAAAAGUUAA
Molecule: messenger RNA, 612 nt
Organism: Quercus lobata
Lineage: Eukaryota; Viridiplantae; Streptophyta; Magnoliopsida; Fagales; Fagaceae
Exons: 4
Coding region: 1-612 (203 amino acids)
Source: RefSeq, a predicted model, not a curated record